Messenger RNA from Apodemus sylvaticus (European woodmouse), 2159 nucleotides. It is a transcript of the gene Nubp1, whose product is annotated as NUBP iron-sulfur cluster assembly factor 1, cytosolic. NCBI's taxonomy places the organism in Eukaryota, Metazoa, Chordata, Mammalia, Rodentia, Muridae. The record is from RefSeq and is a predicted model, not a curated record. Gene Ontology annotation, biological process: iron-sulfur cluster assembly. The transcript has 11 exons. Bases 75 to 1037 code for a protein of 320 amino acids. Gene Ontology annotation, cellular component: cytosol. Gene Ontology annotation, molecular function: ATP hydrolysis activity; ATP binding; ATP-dependent FeS chaperone activity.
GGUCAGAUUGGACCUGCGAGGCGGAAGCACGCCCCUGAGGUUCCGGCGAGCGCAGCCCGGGCAGGAGCGGCAGCAUGGAGGAAGCGCCCCACGGCUGCCCCGGGGCCGACAGCACCCAGGCGGGCCGAGGAGCCUCGUGCCAGGGAUGCCCCAACCAGAGGCUGUGCGCGUCCGGAGCCGGCGCCGCACCGGACCCGGCUGUGGAGGAAAUCAGAGAGAAGAUGAAGACGGUGAGACACAGGAUCUUGGUGCUGUCGGGGAAAGGCGGUGUUGGCAAAAGCACGUUCAGUGCCCACCUCGCCCACGGCCUGGCGGAGGACGGAGACACACAGGUCGCUCUUCUGGACGUCGAUAUCUGUGGGCCAUCGAUUCCCAAGAUCAUGGGCUUAGAAGGAGAGCAGGUUCACCAGAGUGGCUCCGGCUGGUCUCCAGUGUACGUGGAGGACAACCUGGGGGUGAUGUCCGUGGGCUUCCUGCUCAGCAGCCCGGAUGAUGCUGUCAUCUGGAGGGGACCAAAGAAAAAUGGUAUGAUCAAGCAGUUCCUCCGUGACGUAGACUGGGGAGAUGUGGACUACCUCAUCGUAGACACGCCGCCCGGCACGUCCGAUGAACACCUCUCCGUGGUCCAGUAUCUGGCUGCGGCACACAUUGAUGGGGCGGUGAUCCUCACCACCCCUCAGGAGGUGGCCCUCCAGGACGUCCGGAAAGAGAUCAGCUUCUGUCACAAGGUGAAGCUUCCGAUCAUCGGUGUGGUUGAAAACAUGAGCGGUUUCAUCUGCCCCAAGUGCAAGAAAGAGUCUCAGAUCUUCCCUCCCACAACUGGGGGUGCAGAGGCCAUGUGCCAGGACCUGAAGAUCCCUCUUCUGGGCAAAGUGCCGCUGGAUCCACACAUAGGCAAGAGCUGUGACAAAGGCCAGUCUUUUUUUGUUGAAGCUCCAGACUCACCAGCUACAGCAGCCUACAAAAGCAUAAUCCAGAGGAUCCGAGACUUCUGUAAUUCUCGUCAGUCACACGGUGAGAAGCUUAUCAGUGCCUGAAGUGGAACACAGGGCUGCGUGCCACCUGCUAACCCCAGAGUGGGCAGGCCACGUGUCCAGCCACACCUGGUCAGUGGGGGUCCGGUGGUGCCACUGCCACCAGAUGCUGACAGGAUUCAAAGUCACUUCUUAAGACACUAUAGUCACCUAUCCGCCUAUUUCCUCGAGAUCAAAGGUACAGGCACUCUGCAUCCAGGUACAAUUCAUCGGAAAAUAAAAAUGUCUUCUUGAACCUGUCCCUUAGGGCCUGCUUUCUAGAAUCCCAGGGACUAUGAACUCUGAGUCACAGGACUCCAGAAGCUGUUUCUGCCUCAGGCAAUAAACUUAGGGAGAGCCAGAGGGAGGGUAUCACCAGCCUCUGACCUCACUGGCUCUCCAGUCAUGCUGGGAUCAGUGUGAGUGCUUUGGUUGGGGGCCAUUAGAACCCCUGGCAAAGCCUGUAAGUCACCCAUGAGGUAAUGGCUACCUUCAAGACAUCUGGUAAUUCCCAGGGUCCAGGGCAAACCAUUACCUGGCACUUCUGAGAGACAAAUGUAACUGUCCCCAUGGUCUGGCACUAAGACAUAGGACAGAGAGCUGCUGAGGGAAGUCAUUCCAGAUUCCCUCUGCACUGUGGCAGGACACUGGAAGGUGGGCAGCCCCCUCCCCUGUCCUCCCCUUCCCCUUUACACAUGAACUCUUGGAGUGUGCUGGGGUCCCUGUGGAGCAGAUGCAAGCUGUCCAAAGCUCGAUGGGUCCCAAGCAGGCCCUAGUCAUCAGGGUUCUAGCUCCAGAUCAACUUGGAAGACUGGAGAGAGCCCACCCAGGCCUGAAGCCGAGGUCAGGAGCCUCUGGCCUGCACCUACCGCUUACCUGGUGCUGGUGGAUGUCCAGCCCUUCCAGCCUGGUCUUCUCGAAGUCACCUGGGGAAUCCUGCAAGGCAAGCGGAGCCAUGACUGUCCCAACAAAGGGCAGGCUCACUGGGAGACCCACAGCCACACGUAGCAUCAUGCGGAGCACCAUACAGCCAAAAGGCCUCCUCCACCCCUCAUUUCUGACAACUUGACAAUUGGCAAUUAUUGAGACAGUUAUCCAAGAAAUAUUUCCUGGCUUCAAAAUAAAGCUUUGUCAUUCUUUUCUCGA